Molecule: messenger RNA, 2493 nt
Organism: Harmonia axyridis
Lineage: Eukaryota; Metazoa; Arthropoda; Insecta; Coleoptera; Coccinellidae
Product: 7SK snRNA methylphosphate capping enzyme bin3-like
Exons: 6
Coding region: 179-2284 (701 amino acids)
Biological process (GO): snRNA modification
Molecular function (GO): O-methyltransferase activity; snRNA binding; RNA methyltransferase activity
Source: RefSeq, a predicted model, not a curated record
AUGCAGUGCACAGAGCAUAGAAAGCAAAUCGCACAACUUAUUUAUGACGUUCUGACAGCAAAUCGCUAGAUGAACGUUGGUAGUAAAUCUACGAUUUUCUACAUUCUCUAAUGAUAGUUAGUGUCUGAAGGUUCCAAAAAGUGUAUUCAAAGAGUGAUCAAGGAAUAUUUGGGUCGAAAUGUCUUCGGCAGAAAUCCACCUACCCACCUUCAAGCCUCAAGGCCCCAACAACAAGAGUCAGCCCAACAACAUCCAGCCAGCGAACAACAACACGAAAGCCCAGAAUGAUAGGUUGAGGAAACGCCUGAAGCACGACAGAAACGGCAGAAGACGAUCCAAGAGCUUCUCGGGCCACGGCAUCAACCCCAAACCUGUGCUACCCUCUAAAUUUCUUCUUGGAGGUAACAUAACGGACCCCCUCAACUUGAACAGUCUUCAGGACGAGGAGGUCAACAGGGCCAUGAAUGCUGUGACUCCCAAGAGUUCGCCGAUACCAACGCCACCUAGGAGAAAGGGUCAGGUUGAGGUGAUCAUACCUCCGAACAUCAGGGAUCCCUUGAAUCUCAUCGAUUGUUCCAAUGACGCUGAGUAUGAGAUGCAGUUGUGUUCACCCGUUAAAAAGGGCCGUAAAAAACGCUUGAAGAAAAAACGCACCAUCUCGACAACCACAGAAAUGUCGGACACCGAUAUAAGCCCAGAACCGGACACUGCAGAGUGUCAGACUGAAAGUGCAAAAAUACCAGACGAAGACAUGCAAGAGGGGGCCUCAGUGUCAUCUUCGAAUGCUAAACAGCCAAAACCAGCGGGUGUCAAAGAUCUGACUUUGGAACUUUUAUCGCCUAAAAAAGAAAAACUGUUGAAGCGAAAGUCUGAAGAGCAUAAAGAAGCGAAAAAAGUUAGAUAUAGUCUGGACAAAAUUGUCAGUCCUGUAGUACCGCAACCCGGUGCUUGGCUGAAAAGGAUGAAUUCGGUUACUAAAAAGACUGAACCGAAACAAUACAAGGAAGUUGUACAGUUGCCCAAGUUUAAAGAUAAGGAUAAGAAGUUUCAGUAUGGAAAUUACAACAGGUAUUACGGCUAUAGAAAUCAAAACAAUGAAAUCGAUCAUCGUCUAAAAGUUUUCUCGCACCACCCGUACCUUUUCCAAGACAAAGACAUAUUGGACAUAGGUUGUAACAUAGGGCACGUCACACUGUCGGUGGCCAGAGAUUUUGGGGCCAAAACGGUUAUAGGGAUCGAUAUAGACGACAAACUGAUCAGCAUAGCCAGGAAGAACAUCAAACAUUACGUUAAGAGUGUGAAUUCGCCUAGAGCCGAUGAGCUUUUGGCGCAAGAAGAACAAAAAUGUAGUAGUGAGUUCUAUCCGAUAUCAAUGCCUAUCCUAUAUGGACCGAUUGAUGUUCCAGGCUUUGAAGACUACUCGAAAAACAGAGGGUUUCCCAAGAAUGUCACAUUCAAAAGAUGCAACUAUUUGUUGGAUGAUGAUUCUCUACUAGCCCUUGAACAACCACAAUACGACACAAUUCUCUGUUUGAGCGUCACGAAAUGGAUACAUCUGAACUGGGGUGACAACGGACUCAAACAGGCUUUCAGAAGGAUGUACGCCCAGUUAAGGCCCGGUGGCAAACUGAUUUUGGAACCCCAAAAUUGGCCCAGUUACAAGGGAAAGAAAAAACUAACGGAAACCAUCUUCAGGAAUUACAACUCGAUAGAAUUCUUCCCCAACAAAUUCACGGAAUACCUUCUAUCACCAGCAGUAGGGUUCGCAAAGAGCGAAAUCCUAGGUUACCCCCAGUGUCCAGCGAAAGGUUUCAGACGACCAAUUCAACUCUUCACGAAAAGCACCAUGUUUCCCAGUGAGAGGAUAGAAGCGACACCGUUCAACAUCACACCAAAUAAUCUGAAGAGCGAAUCGCAGAAUUCUGAUUCCGUAGAUUACAUCUACAGCGGGAUACUGAACAGGUACUGUACGAACUCCGAGGAUAACGUGGAGGCGAACAAUCAAAUAGGGAAGAAUUUGAUGGAGACCGAUGCGAAAAAUUCGGACAAAGUUUCGUCUAGUAGUGACGUUUUGGAAAGUAAAUCUAGUAGGGAAAAAGUUGAGACAAACUCGAUGGAAACGAAUACUUGCGGUGUUGAGAAUUGUGUGGUUGACAGUUCGACCGAUAGUAAAGAAGACGACAGCUGCGGGGAUUCGUUGGAACAGAGUAAAACCAGUGAUGAAACUGUAGAAGUUAGGUCUUCGGUGGACAAGAAGGAGGAGUCGACGAAGGAAACGAUGUAAAUGUAAUAUUUUGAGUGAAUGAGUUGUAUAUAGUGUUAAUAACUAUUAUAAAUUAACAUAUAUUUGAUCUUGUACAUAUCUAGAUUAUGUGGAAAAUCCCUGAAGAAAGUUUGAAUAUAGUUUUGUUUAUUAUUAUGUUUUCAAAUAUAGUUUAACUAGUACAAAAACUGUAAGUAGUUAUGUAAUUAUAGUCUACACAUCUUUGGUCA